Rhipicephalus microplus (southern cattle tick) is the source of this 518-nucleotide messenger RNA. RefSeq names its product NADH dehydrogenase (ubiquinone) B15 subunit (gene ND-B15). The record is from RefSeq and is a predicted model, not a curated record. Lineage: Eukaryota; Metazoa; Arthropoda; Arachnida; Ixodida; Ixodidae. Gene Ontology annotation, cellular component: respiratory chain complex I; mitochondrion.
UUGUCCAGUUCUUAGACAGGUCGUCUCAGUACCGUGGUGCCGUAAACUGGUAGGUGUUCUGUGGUGCCGUACCAGCAUGGCCUACCGAGUGCCGUCCUCUAUUCGCGUUGAGACCGACCUCACGCCCGAGGAGAAACGUUUGGUUGAAGAACGGGCAAAGCUCAAGGCACAGCUGAGGCAAGAGUACCUACGCCAACUCACGGAUCCGCACAAACAUGGUUCGGGAGGCACCUUGUUUGACCCCCAGAUGAUGCGUCAUCAAGCAGCUCGUUCUCACAGCAUGAUAUAUGAGCACUUUCGUCCAACCCCAAAGGGAGGCUUCCAGUUUUUCGCUGCAACCUUCUUGCCCAUGCUUGUUCUUGGAUAUUUUGUCUAUAAGGACAGGCGAGAGUUUGAGCGGAAGUGCAGAACCGGCGAAAUUGCAUACAAGGACAGAAUGUUCAAGAUGGUCUAGCGGCUUCCAAAACAUCUUCCUUGAAGAUCAAUGUAGUGUAAUAAAGCAUUUAUUCAGUUAUGAA